AAAAAAAAGUCUAGAGAGAGAAAAUAGAGGAGAGAGAAAUACAUCGGCGGCCUGACCUCUUUGUUCUUCUUAUACUUCUGCCUUCUCUCUCUCUCUCAUCGCCACGAUUUUUCUGCUUGAUUCAUCGUCUACUGUAAUCUGGGGGGACUUUCUUGUUCUUCAAUUUGAUUGUUGUGAGGCUCUUCAGAAACUCAAUCUGUCUAAUCUGCUGAAGUCGUCGGCAGUGGAAUUACCGGCCGGAAAAAGGAUCGUGCUCUUAUAGACGACGAUUUGAAGAAAAUCGGAGUUGGUGUUGUUGCAUUUAGCUUUUGGGUUGACUUUGAUUAAAGAAUUGGAUCAUGGACCAUGUGAUUGCGGGGAAGUUCAAGCUGGGGAGGAAGAUUGGGAGUGGGUCUUUUGGAGAGCUCUAUUUAGCUGUUAAUGUGCAAACCGGAGAGGAGGUUGCUGUCAAACUAGAACCUGUGAAAACCAAACAUCCCCAGCUUCAUUAUGAGUCCAAAUUGUAUAUGCUUCUUCAAGGAGGAACGGGAAUCCCCCACCUGAAGUGGUUCGGAGUUGAGAGUGAUUACAACAUUAUGGUGAUUGAUCUUCUCGGGCCAAGUUUGGAAGAUUUAUUUAACUUCUGUAAUAGAAAGUUCACAUUGAAAACUGUCUUGAUGCUUGCAGAUCAAUUAAUUAACAGGGUUGAGUACAUGCAUUCAAGAGGUUUUCUCCAUCGCGAUAUAAAGCCCGACAACUUCUUAAUGGGACUUGGGCGGAAAGCCAAUCAGGUAUACAUCAUUGACUAUGGCCUCGGAAAGAAGUACAGGGAUCUGCAAACUCAUAAGCACAUACCAUACAGGGAAAACAAGAACCUCACUGGCACAGCUCGUUAUGCUAGUGUUAACACUCACCUAGGAGUUGAGCAAAGCCGAAGGGAUGACCUAGAGUCUCUUGGUUAUGUGCUUAUGUAUUUCCUACGAGGAAGCCUUCCCUGGCAGGGUCUCAAAGCAGGCACCAAGAAGCAAAAGUAUGACAGGAUCAGUGAAAAAAAGAUUUCCACCUCUACUGAGGCGCUUUGCAAAUCACAUCCACCAGAGUUUGUAUCUUAUUUCCAAUACUGUCGAUCACUGAGAUUUGAAGACAAACCAGAUUACUCAUAUUUAAAACGACUUUUUCGUGACUUGUUCAUACGACUAGGCUAUCAAUUUGAUUAUGUGUUUGACUGGACUAUUCUAAAGUACCCUCAAAUUGGAGGUGGCUCCAGAGGACGACACUCAAGUGGGAAAGCCGCAGUUACUCCAGGGCCAUCUGCAGAAAGGCCAGAGAGAACCUCAGUUGGGAAAGAGAUCCGGGAAAGAUUGUCAGGUGCAGUCGAAGCAUUUUCCAGGAGGAAUAUUUCCGGUUCCAGUCCACAUGUUGAUCAUUCUAAACAAAAGGCUUAUGAGGAUGUGCGUCCUGAUUCUGACCGUGUACGUGGUUCUUCUUCCCGAUACGGAAGCUCCUCGAGAAGAGCUGUAAUUGCAAACAGCAAGCCUAGUUCUUCUGCCGAUCACAGUGAGGCUCGUCGACUAGUUGCGAGCACUGGACGCCCCUCUACCACUCAAAGACUUCAUUCUUCUUACGAUACAAAGCCAACCUCAUUUGUUCGAACAUCAACUGCAAAAGGCAACCGUGACGAUCCCCUCCGAAGCUUCGAACUUCUAUCAAUCAGGAAGUAACAAGUAACAAGAAGGUUUUCAUUAGUAGGGUAUUUGGCAUACGCAUUUGCGAUUAUAUGCAUCAUUUAGUUCUGUUCUCUCCUGUACAUGGACAUCGCCCAAUCCCAACCCGAACCCGAUCAUGAACCAACAAUGCAGCAGCAGGUCAGUUGACACAUCUUGUAUGACCCACCCCCCUCCCCCCUCCCCCAGAAGAAAAACCAGGAUUAUUUUUUUCCAGCCCUUUGCCCUCUGAAGCGUUUACAGCGGGCGGGCGAUCGUAUUAUGUUCUUAGACGCCACUCAAGAUGCAGACUUUGACGUUGAACAUUUCUACUUGUGACCCAAGUAACUGUAAUAAAAACUGUAUUUCCUUUGAAGUAGCUUAUGAAU
This is a messenger RNA of Cucurbita maxima (winter squash), 2071 nucleotides long. RefSeq names its product casein kinase 1-like protein 6. Gene Ontology annotation, molecular function: protein serine/threonine kinase activity; ATP binding. NCBI's taxonomy places the organism in Eukaryota, Viridiplantae, Streptophyta, Magnoliopsida, Cucurbitales, Cucurbitaceae. The transcript is spliced from 15 exons. Gene Ontology annotation, biological process: peptidyl-serine phosphorylation; signal transduction; endocytosis. The coding region runs from base 339 to 1700 and encodes 453 amino acids. Gene Ontology annotation, cellular component: cytoplasm; nucleus. The record is from RefSeq and is a predicted model, not a curated record.